GUGUGCAAUGUGCACAGUAUUAUAAGAAGGUUAAUAGAAGACCAACUCAUUUCAUUAGGAAGAAGGCCAUCCAACAACAAGCUAGCCAGCGGAUGGAGUCGAUGGCAAACAGUCCAACCAUUGUUCUGUUGCCGGUGUGGGGUGCCGGGCACUUCAUGCCCAUGCUAGAGGCCGGGAAGCAGCUGGUGGCCAGCAGUGGCCGCGCCAUGUCGCUGACCGUGCUCCUGAUGCCGUCCCCGACAGCGCAGGCCGCGUCCGAAAUCUCCGGCCACAUACGACGCCUCCAGCAGCAGGAGGAUCAGGACGACGACGGGAACGGCAACGGCAUACGCUUCCACCACCUCCCGGAAGUUAAGCUCCCGACGGACCACUCGGGCAUCGAGGAAUUCAUCUCCCGCAUAGUGCAGCUCCACGCGCCCCACCUCCGCGCCGCCAUGGCAGGCCUGCGCUGCCCGGUGGCCGCGCUCGUCGUCGACAUCUUCUGCGCGCCGGCGCUCGACGUGGCCCGCGACCUCGCCGUGCCGGCCUACGUCUACUUCACCUCCAGCGCCGCGCUGCUGGCGCUCAUCCUGCGCUCCCCGGCUCUCCGCGAGGAGGAGUUCCAUGCCGAUGGCGGCCUGGACUUGCCAGGGUUCCCGGCACCGGUGCCGCUGUGUUCCCUCCCGGACACCAUGCUGGAGAGGAAGAAGACGACUUAUUCUUGGUUCGUGGACACCGGCAGGCGCUACAUGGAGGCCAACGCCAUCAUCGUCAACACAGCAGCCGGGCUCGAGCCGGGCGUUCUCGCAGCCAUUGCGGCCCCCGCCGUGUACCCAAUCGGCCCAGUUCUCGCGCUAACGCCGACGCCGCCCGCGGACGCCGGUCCAGAUGCGUGUGUUAAGUGGCUCGACUCGCAGCCUCGAGCCUCUGUUCUGUUCCUCUGCUUCGGGAGCAAAGGGUUCCUCACCACGCCACAGGUGCAGGCGAUAGCACACGGGCUGGAGCGCAGCGGGCACCGGUUCUUGUGGGUGCUCCGUGGCCGGCCGGAGGACACCUCGCACGGCAAGCGAAGCCCCAUGGACGCGGACCUCGCGGAGCUUCUCCCGGAGGGAUUCCUUGACAAGACAAAGGGCAGAGGGCUGGUCUGGCCCAAGAGAGCGCCGCAGAAGGAGAUCCUGGCCCACGGCGCCGUGGGGGGCUUCGUGACCCACUGCGGCUGGAACUCCGUCCUGGAGAGCCUGUGGUUCGGCGUGCCCAUGCUGCCGUGGCCGCUCGGCGCCGACCAGCACCUCAACGCCUUCGCCAUGGCAUCCGGCGACAUGAUGGGCGUGGCCGUGCCGCUCAAGGUCGACAGGGAGCGGGGCAACUUCGUCGAGGCGGCGGAGCUGGAGCGAGCCGUGAGGUCUCUCAUGGCUGGUGCCGGCCAGGUGAGGGACAAGGCCAUGGAGAUGAUGAAGGUAUGCCGGGACGCUGUGGACCAGAGCCAGGCUGGGUCCUCUUGCGCUUCGCUGCGGAGGCUCUCAAAGGAGCUACUCCAAGGAGCGGUGUUGCUGCCCAAGCCCAACACACAUCUCUGAUCUGAUGUUUCUGCAUGCAAAUCAUGCUGAAUCUUUCUCUCCACCAAAGAACGGAGAAAUCCCCCAUUUGGCGUCAACUACAGACAAAUGUUCAUCGUCACGCGUGACACGUCGCCGUGGAAUUGAAUAAAGCGAGUUUUUUUAGGGCGCAUAUUGGCUAUUGCUAUACCGCUUUCGCUUUAAAAACAAAACUAGCUUGGUGACCCAUGUGCAGAUCGCACCCCUAGCAAUUUGUUAUAAUUGAAAUUGUUCAUCGAAACAAAAUUAUGUUUUAUACAUAAAAUGCUAAGUAUUGUUAUUUUA
Molecule: messenger RNA, 1859 nt
Organism: Brachypodium distachyon (stiff brome)
Lineage: Eukaryota; Viridiplantae; Streptophyta; Magnoliopsida; Poales; Poaceae
Product: anthocyanidin 3-O-glucosyltransferase 2
Exons: 2
Coding region: 93-1556 (487 amino acids)
Molecular function (GO): UDP-glycosyltransferase activity
Source: RefSeq, a predicted model, not a curated record